AUGGGGGCCCAGAACCCCAACGCCACCUUCGGGGAGGUCUCCAAGAUCGUGGCCUCCAUGUGGGACAGCCUCGGGGAGGAGCAGAAACAGGUUCGGGUCAUCAUUGGGGUCAUGGGGGCCCAGAACCCCAACGCCACCUUCGGGGAGGUCUCCAAGAUCGUGGCCUCCAUGUGGGACAGCCUCGGGGAGGAGCAGAAACAGGUCCGGGGGGGGUACUGGGAGAUCAUUGGGAGCAGCACUGGGAGCACUGGGAGCGGCACUGGAGGUACUGGGAGUGGCACUGGGGUCAUCAUUGGGGUCAUCAUUGGGGUCAUGGGGGCCCAGAACCCCAACGCCACCUUCGGGGAGGUCUCCAAGAUCGUGGCCUCCAUGUGGGACAGCCUCGGGGAGGAGCAGAAACAGGUGUACAAGAGGAAGACGGAGGCAGCCAAGAAGGAAUACCUGAAGGCCCUGGCUGCCUACCGCGCUGUGCUGGCCAUGCAGCAUCCGGUCCCCGUUGCCACGGCGUCCGCGGUUGCCACGGCGACGGCGCCCCCCCCCCGCCUGCGCCUCACGUUGCCCGUGGCAACGCCAGCGCCGGGGACCCCCCCCCUGCACAUCAAGAUCCUGCCCCCCCUCCGCGUGCUGGCGGCGCCGGUGGUGACGUCAUCAUCGGCAUCGGCACCAGAGGAGGAGGAGGAGGAAGAGGAGGAGGUGGUGGAGAUGGUGGGGGGGGAGUUUGGUGGAGAGGCCGAGUCCCCCCCGGGCCUGGCCGUGGAGCUGGUACCCGAGGACCCCCCCCCCGCACGCUGCAUCCGGGCGGGAUGCGGGAACGCGCCCGUGGCCAGCGGGGACUGGGAUGAGGAAUACUGCAGCAGCGAGUGCGUGGUCAGGCACUGCCGGGACGUGUUCCUGGCCUGGCUCGCCGCCCGCAACGCCGGCCCCAACAGCGUCGUCUUCGUCAAGUGAGCCCCUCCCCCACCCCCCCCAUGGGCACUCAUGG
Molecule: messenger RNA, 982 nt
Organism: Neopsephotus bourkii (Bourke's parrot)
Lineage: Eukaryota; Metazoa; Chordata; Aves; Psittaciformes; Psittacidae
Product: TOX high mobility group box family member 4-like
Exons: 8
Coding region: 1-948 (315 amino acids)
Biological process (GO): regulation of transcription by RNA polymerase II
Cellular component (GO): nucleus
Molecular function (GO): chromatin DNA binding
Source: RefSeq, a predicted model, not a curated record